GUCGCCGGUCUCACCAUGUUAUGGAAAGUGGAAGUUGUUCAACGACGCAAACUCCCGACAUUGCAGUGCCGGAGGCAGAACUUGGCGCACGCUCGGAAAAUUAUUUCUGGAUUUUGUUAAACGUACAAUGAAGUCGUAUCAAAUUUUUUUUUUGUUUCUCGCUGCUGUGAUCACACCGAGCAAAUCAAAUACACAAAUAUUCGGAGGGCGAUGUUCAAAACAAGAUCCAAAUGUUGAUGCGUGUCUACUUCGUAGUUUUAACAACCUUUUGAACUACCUAAAGAGUGGAGCACCGGAAGUUGGACUUAAUGAGUCAGACGAAAUUGUCAUCGAUGAGUUGUCUAUCGCACUUGGAGGUGGCCCUGAUGGAUACCGAGCGACUUUCAAGGAUAUCCAUGCAACUGGAGUCAACAAUAUGACCAUCACUAAUGUCAGAUCAGACCUAGAGACCCACCAGUUCCAACUAACACUUUUCGGCCCUCACAUCAGUGCUAAGGCCCGUUACCGUUCCUCUGGUGUACUGCUACUCGUCAGGGCUUCAGGUGGUGGAGAUUACUGGGGAGAAUACGACGGAGUUAAAGCCAAAGUAUACUUCCGUGGAGCUCCCUACACCCGCAAAGGCCGCACUUAUCUGAAGCUGCAGCAGCUGAAACUGGACUUCUCCGUGAAGGACAUCCAAAUGGGUGUUGAGAACUUGGAUCAUAGCAGUAGUGUACUACAGGCAGCAUUGAACUUGUUCAUCAAUACAAAUGCUCAAGAUCUCCUUAAGGAAAUGAAACCAGAACUUAAACGAGACCUCGCUGAAAAGAUGUCAAGAUUCCUAGAUAGGAUCCUUGCAAAAAUUCCUUAUGAUGACUGGAUUUCUGACGAAGUGGAGGAGGAGGAAGAGGAAGAAGAAUAGUUUCCUAUUAAGAUAGUUAUUUAGAUGGUAAGUUGCUUGAGAAUCAAAAAGGUGCUAUAUGGUUGUGUAAGGUGUAUGGUUUUGUUCUUUUUCGAAUGAACUACACCCUGUUUUGACAGAAAUCUAUUUUUAUCUUAUACUAAAAUUUUUCUUAUAUAAUCUGAUACAGUCAACAGUUCCACUGUUGUUUUAUAAAUAAAUGUCAAAUUUCCUAUUUUUAAUAAUUAGGUCAUAUUUAGUCUACGUAGUAGAUGUAUACGUAAAAUACAUAUUGUAUUAUAAAUAUAACAUAUUGUACGCGGUUGCUAAUUAUUGUUAUAAUCGUUAUAUCAU
Molecule: messenger RNA, 1234 nt
Organism: Pieris brassicae (large cabbage white)
Lineage: Eukaryota; Metazoa; Arthropoda; Insecta; Lepidoptera; Pieridae
Product: protein takeout
Exons: 6
Coding region: 128-901 (257 amino acids)
Source: RefSeq, a predicted model, not a curated record